UGGACAAGUCUGGCAACAGGGUCCACACAUCUGUGGUUGGCAGAGGCCACCUGAGCGGGAAGGAGCCCAGUGGGGGUGUCUGCAGAGGAAUGCGCGGUGCAGCAGGACCACAGGGAGGCAUUGACAAUACUGUCCACAACAAAGUAAAAUUAAGUUAAAUCAAAAAAGAAGGGCUCAGAUCCCCUGGAAGCACAGUUUGGGGUAUGUGAGCUGACAUGGGUCGUGCAGCCAAAGCGGGUUUUGGGGACACACUCUUGGGUUUCAACCCCAGCUGCACCUCCUACUUUCAGGGAACUUCAGGCAGGGUGUGCAGCUUUCCAAAACUUGAGUCCACUUGUCUGUGAAAAGGGUGAGGAUGGAAGGAGGUGACACGUGCACAGCACCUAUCGUGGACUCCUGCCCCCAAGAUGGAGGGAGGAGAGAGUGCCCGCGCGUCCUUUCCAUGUGGGCAUGAGGCAGGGCUGGAGGAAGCAGCUGACAUGAGCCCACAUGGUAUUUAUGCGUAACAAGCCCGCGCCAGUGCCCGUGAGGAAGCUCAGCGCCUGCGGUCAGGUCCUCCUGGGCCUGCGGAAAUCGUUUCUAAUAUGAAAACUUGGAGUGUGGCCCAGCAGCACUGCUUGCUGGCUGAGCGGGUGUUGAAGAUGGGUUUCCCCAUUUCUAGAACUUGCUGGUGGAGCUGAUGAGGGAAAGGCAGGGAAGAGUGCCUCCCCAGCCGGGCGGAGGGCACCCUCUCCUCUUCAGUGCCAUCCUCACAUAUGCCACCGCUUACGUCCCCUCAAAGCCUCGAGAGCCUGCGGAAGCUGGUCCAUCUGAGCGUGCCCAGCGAGUGGGCACAAGAGGACAGCUGCCAGUGGCCAGAUGAGCAGAAGAAAAGUAAGUGGAUUAAGAGGCCUGUGGUCCAAGUGUGGCUGGCCCACCAAUGGGGAGCUCUCCAAUCUCAUAGCUCUUCCCUGAAGAUGACACCUGUGGGAGUGUCCACCUUGCUGAGCUGUCCCAGGUCCCACUAGUCCGCAUGGCUGCUGGAGAGGGGGUCCUGCAAACCCGGGGCUGCAAGCCGGUGCUGCUGGAACCAACAGAGCACCCGGGCUCCAAGGCUGCCCUCAGCGGUGGCGGCCAGGAGGAGGCAGGUGCGGAGCUGGCACGAUCAACACCCCCAGGCGAGCUGAGACUGGGAAAAGCACUGGCCCGGACGGUGCGCUGGGAAGGAGAGCAGAGCGCCUUCAUGGAGAUGCCUCAUCUCAAGAAAAGGCUACAGGGCAUGUGGGCCAAGGAGAGGGAGCAUGAUGACUCCACAGGCCAGCCUGGCCCUCGGCAGCUUACGCAGGGCAUCCCUAGGGACCCAGCUGGCAGCACAGUCUUCUCCGAGUGGCCCAGCAGCGCGGGAAGGGAGCAGAGAAGUGCCUUCAGCAAACCAGCCAGGUGCCCAUCAGGGAGACCUGGGCCGGCCUCUCUCUUCCGGGCAGGCAGACCUGCAGAUGCCCUGGGGGAGCUGGUGGGACCCAGGCCAAUAGUAGACAUCCCUUGCUGGCCUAGACGCUCCAAUUCCAAGGUUUCGGUGAGUGAUUUCUGGAACCUGCGGAUGCUGCCACAAAAUGCUGCUCUCGGCAAUGCUUCCGCGGGUGCCCCCACGCUGUGGCUAAAGCGUGCCAUGGCCCAGAUACCCACAGCCUCCGCUCCCUCCUCGGUCUCCUGGGCCCUCCUCCCAUCCGCAUUCACGCCCCUGGGCUUGGCCACCCAGAACUGGUGCGCAAAGUGCAACCUCUCCUUUUGCCUGACCUCUGACCUGGUUUUUCAUAUGCGGUCCCACCACAGAAAGGAACGUGCGGGGCCGGACCUGCAUUCGAAGAAGCUGAGAGAGGAAGCACUCAUGUGCCCCAUCUGCCGAGAGUACUUCCGGGAGCGCCACCACCUCUCCCGGCACAUGACUUCUCACUGCUGACAGGUGGCUGUGGGCUGGGCGUGGCAAGGAGCGCGGCUCCCCGGGGCGCCGCGCAGAAAGCUGUCCGCAGCGCCUGCAGGGCGUCUGCUUUGGGAUGCGUCCACGAACGGCUCUGUCAUAACUGAAAGAGGGAGGCCUUGGCUGGGAUGUGUUUUGAAGUAAACUCAUGAAAUAAAGUG
Messenger RNA from Myotis myotis, 2118 nucleotides. RefSeq names its product zinc finger protein 488 (gene ZNF488). The coding region runs from base 1013 to 1939 and encodes 308 amino acids. The record is from RefSeq and is a predicted model, not a curated record. The transcript has 2 exons. Lineage: Eukaryota; Metazoa; Chordata; Mammalia; Chiroptera; Vespertilionidae. Gene Ontology annotation, biological process: regulation of DNA-templated transcription. Gene Ontology annotation, cellular component: nucleus.